This is a messenger RNA of Acaromyces ingoldii, 3888 nucleotides long. RefSeq lists its product as hypothetical. The transcript has 2 exons. Gene Ontology annotation, biological process: retrograde vesicle-mediated transport, Golgi to endoplasmic reticulum. Gene Ontology annotation, cellular component: endoplasmic reticulum membrane; Dsl1/NZR complex. Gene Ontology annotation, molecular function: SNARE binding. Bases 59 to 3553 code for a protein of 1164 amino acids. The record is from RefSeq and is a predicted model, not a curated record. NCBI's taxonomy places the organism in Eukaryota, Fungi, Basidiomycota, Exobasidiomycetes, Exobasidiales, Cryptobasidiaceae.
AGUGCAUCACCACACUCGUCUUGUCGCCCGCCUUGUGCUCUCGCGUCAGCGUCCAAAGAUGAGCGCGCUGCGCAGCAAGGAGCGGCAGCGCAAGCGAGCCUGGCUCCGAUUGAUCGGAGCUUUCCCCUUGGGACCGGGCAUCGAUGAUGGCGGCGGCAGCAGUGCAUCGUCUGGGCCCUCGCCGCCUCGUCCCCCACUGUCGGUUCAGGCCAUCGACGCCAGCUUGGGCGCAAUCACGACAGACGACGUCUGGGUCUGUACGGCUGUGCUGGAUGCGGUGGAGAGCUUUUCGUCGCCACUGGCAGACUCUGACAAUGGGACGCUGAGACACCUGCUCGAUGUCGGGAUAGCGGCGUCUGCAAGGUCUCUGACACCGGACAGCGAAAGCGAGGGGCGAUCGCUUCGAAGAGCCCUCGUCAGACGAUCACGUAUGCUCGAUGUCUGGGAGAGAAUGCAGCGACGGCGAGCGACAGGACAGGCCACCUCGAGCAAGACCUUGCAGGCGCCGGAAGGAGAAGAGGAAGACGAUCCUUGGGCCGAUGAGGCGGAGGUUGCAGCGUUACCGGGGAUGGAAGAGCACGCCGCAAGCAACACCACGUCAGACGCCCUAGCAUUCAUCAACAAAAAUCCCUUGCGGCUGGCUGUCGAGCUGGCAGUGCGGUUCGAACCUGAGAAGCUUGACGACUUCCUCGGGGCUGCCGAGGGCACGAGCCUAUAUGCGGGGGUGGCGAGGUGCAGGCUUGACCUCGUCCGCCUCCUUCUCGUCAGCGGGGCGACGGCAGGGAGAGACUUGAGCGCACUCAAAGACACCGACGUCCUACUGCGCUGCCAAGAUGAUCAGGAGGCGGGUCGGUGGGUCGAAACGAGUCAGGACCAUGGCGACGCUGAUGUAGGGCCGGAUACGGAAGGGAGGGAGCUCGCUGGGUCGCUUCAAGAGCUGGAAGACGGACAGAGAUUGAGCCGCGAAGAGCUCGAGACUUUCUACGAGGGAGUGGUGCGAAGCAUCGAAGAAGAGACCGGGUCCAUCGCAGCAGCUAUCCAAGUCACCUCUCUCGCGCCAGCCCUCGGACUGUCGAGCUCCGAGAUCGUGGCGAUGAAGGAAGACCUCGAGUCGAUGCAGAAGUAUGUCGAUGCAACCUCUGGACAGUCCACCGUCUCAACAUCACCGUGGACCCUGAGCCAAUUCAGCAAGACAAGAGAAGAGGCCGCGCUGGACUCCGCUGCUUGCACCCGCAUGGCCUCGCAGUUCAUUCGGUCAUCUGGCAGCAGCCAGGAAGCAGCUGCAGCAGUGAAGUCCGGCGUCGUGCCCUUCUUGGACGGUAUUGUCCGCAGACAAGCAGCACCGAAUCGCACUCCGGAAGAGCUUGUCCAGGUGGGCGUCACAGAAUCGUUCGUCGCCCUCCUCCUCCAUCUGGCCAGCCAUUCGUUCACCCCGAGCAAGGUUGAUGGCCUGACUCUUACUCGGUGGCUUCUUGAGGCUCGUGAUGGCGACCUUGGACUGUCGUUGAGCAGACACGAGCGGGCAAAGGUGGCAAUGGCCAGUGUUCUUGGGCAGCAGGGAGCAAACGCUAGAGUGUUUGACGAGAUCGGAAGGAUUCUGGCCACUUCGUCCCUCUCAUCAUCUCAAACAACUUCAUCGCCUCCACCAAGGACUCUCUUCGACGUCGCCGGACCAGUGCUGGCGACUUCGUCAGCGGUGUCGUCGAAAUGCGAUCCAGCAACGGUGUACCCCUUCUUAUCGAGCGUUGACGAGAACGCCCUGUCCUACUACGUGGGACGACUCGUGAGGCAUCUCGAGGCCGCCAGAGUCUUUCUCCGAUGGACAGACUCUGCCUCGCCGACUAGCCUGGCUUGGUUCACACAGGCCGACUCGAAGAGGGAAGAACAGAUGAAAGGGGUCACGAAGCUUGCGAGAACGUUCAGCAGGUCGCAGCAGCGGACAGGCAACGAUUGGAGCCAGCUUUGGGGUGAACUCAGAGGGCUGGUGGGACACGGACAGGCCUUGGAACUCAUCGAUGUGCAGAAGGUCGACGAGAUUAUUCUUGAGGCAAUCUUGCGGACUGGAGACCUGUCUCUCUAUCGCACCAUGCACUCGACAUCGUCGCUCUCCACAGCAGAGAAAGACGAACUGAUUCUGGCGGCGUCUCGCGAGCUGUACGACAACAGCACAAACCCAAAUCUGCACACGGGAAGCAUGAAGACGGCCUACGACGUCCUCGGUCUCGGCUCGGCCGACUCGGAUUUGCUCAAGCGGGAGAGAGCGUUCAUCGAGGCCACUUCGCGCUUCUGCUCCUUCCGAGUGAGCUCGAAGCUGCACCCCUCGGUCCCGCUUGCGCCCAUUGAGAUCCGUCUAGAAAGCAAUCGUCUGGAUCUCCUGGCCAGGCUGCUGGCACAGAAGGAGGAUGCAUACAAGACGCCAGACUUGAUUCUCGACCUGGCCAAGAAGUUGUGCAACGUGCCUUCGCCAUCUUCAGCACCCGACGCGAGCAGAGAGUCGUCGCAGCAGAACUUGACGCCCAAGGCCAUCAUUGAAGUCAAGACGCUGGCCAUGCUUGCCGAUGCGGCCACUGCUGCAAGCGACUAUGAGCGGGCGAACGCGCUAUGCGAGAGGCUUGUCGCAAGCAUUCUCGCGCUCAGGAAGCGUGCUCAGGCUGCGAGUGCGCACCACGCCAGGACAGCAUCGCAGGGCGGCAAUGGGAUCGUCAGUGAAGACGAAAGGGUUAGCGAGAGCAGCGGCAGCGGCAGCGGCAGCGCACCAAUCCCCAUCGAAGAAGCCGAGGAUAUCGGCUGGAAGACGCUGCUCCAGGUGACAAAGGAUCCAUCGUGGGACAAUGUCGCGCUUAAGCUCAAGCUCAUGGGCCAGGUCUUGUCACUGUGCCCGCCUGAGAGGCUGGAGCAGCUGCUGCAGACUUGGAGGAAACUUGAUCAGGAAUACUCAGACCUCGUCGAAAGGGAUCCCGCGGCUGCGCAGAAGAUGCUGCUUCAACAGAGCGGCUCAGUCGAGCAAGGGGCGGAUGGCAAGGGUGGCUUUAUGGUGGGCAACGCUGCGGCAGGUAUCCUGGGACUAGGCGCAUCAGCAGCGGCCGCUGCUGCCGCGGCCGCAGGUGGCAACCUCCCAUCGGGCAUCAUGGAGGGUGCCACGUCGCCUUUCAGCGCUCUCUUUGCCAGCGCGGGCUUGCGUUCGAACAGUUCCAAGUCUGCGCUAAAUCGGGACUCCAAACCUUCCCAAGCUGCCGGCCAACAGCAGCAGCAACCCCAGCAGCGAGAGUAUGGCCGGGCGGCUCAGCUCUUUGAUGGAUUGGGGGGCGACGAGAGGGGCACCCGAACAACGAGCGGCGGUGGCCUCUACCUGGACCCAGCGGAGAGAGCGGCACGUGCAGCGCGCAACUUUUUCGGCACCUUUUCCACAUCAUCGUCGCCUUCCUCGUCGACACCACCAACGCAACGGCAAGGCCACGAGCAGGAGCCUGGAGGCGAGGGUGGCGGAGGCUUCAGCCUGAGCAGAGGCGUUGGAUGGUUGAUUGGAGAAAACGAUGAGAGAGCGAGGAGAUGAUGUAAAUUACACAAAAACAAGGACAAUAGGGGAGUUUUUCUCUAUCUUCCUUGUAAUAGCAGGGAGAGCAACAGCACCCUUGUGACGUUGGAUUGGACCAGCCUUCCGGUCAUCAGAGGUAUCUGCGGUUGCUGGCCGGUUGAAACCGAGAGGGAAUGUUCGUUCUGUACAGGUCGUGGUAGUCAGUGCUGCUGCCGUCGUCGCCACCUAGCAUCGGCGCCUGCGAGCUUGCCGCGCUGCCUUGGUUCAGCUUGUGGGAUGAAACUGGCAGCGCUUUCUCGUAGCCCCUUGUCAUCCGCGCCUCAGCCGGCUGUGGGUCUUCAACAAAGUUUGCC